GCUCGCAUAGCAAAACGUGAGAGGAAGCUGGUGGAUUUUGACAGUGCCCGCCAUCACUUUGGCUCCUUACAGAAAGGCAAGAAGAAGGAUGAAGCUAAGAUCGCUAAGGCAGAGGAGGAGCUGGGCCGGGCUCAGAAAAUCUUUGAGGAGCUGAACGUGGAGCUACAGGAUGAGCUCCCGUCUCUGUGGGACAGUCGUGUUGGCGUUUAUGUUAGCACAUUCCAGAGCCUGGCAGGUCAUCAGGAGAAGUUCCACAGAGAAAUGAGCAAACUCAGCCAAAACCUGAACGACAUCAUGACCAAAAUGGAGGAGCAACGACAGCUGAAAAACGAUGCUACUGCAGCGUCAAAGAAAGGAGAUGGUGCAAAAAGUGAGGAAGCCAACCACAGUGAAUCAGCCGGCUCAGCUCCAAAGAAGCCUGGUCCUCCUCCCAGUCGGCCUCCGUCACGACCACCGCCAUCGCCGGACACAAAACAGCCAAAUGCCAGCCUGUUGGAGGAAGAAGCCUUGGGAACAGACACUGACACAAGCUGCACCAGAACAGCACCACAGGUCAGACUGAACCUGGACUGCCCACAUGUUAAACAGGCGCCAUCAUGGGACUCGUGGCAAGAGCAGGCCACUUCAGAGCAGGUACCCCAGCAUGAUGAGGACCUAGAAGAGACCCAGAGUGGUUGGAAUUACAAUGAAAGCUGCUCUCAGAGCUACAGUCAGCCCAGGACUGAGGACUGGAAUGAAGACCAGGGGUACACUACACCCAACUGGGACAAUGUUGAUGACGAGGAGGAGCUACAGGGUUUGGUGACCAAUGGCUCCAAUGGAGAACUUCCUCCAGGGUUCCUGUACAAGGUCAAAGCAACACACGAGUACACCGCCACAGACAACGAUGAGCUGGAGCUGAACAUUGGAGAUGUUGUUUUGGUUUUAGCUUUUGACAACCCAGAUGAGCAGGAUGAUGGCUGGCUCUUGGGUUUGAAGGAGUCCCAUUGGUUGCAGAAGAAAGAUAUUUCAGCCAAAGGUGUUUUCCCUGAAAACUUUACUCAAAAGGUUUGAUGUAAUUGCCACAUACAGACUCUCAGCUUUUUUUUUUCUCUGCUCCGUCACCUCAGUCCUGUUAUUUCAGCAUCCAUUUUUGUUGGACCCACUGAAAGGUGACAUCUCAUAAUGUAAAAUGGUGCCUGUUAGUGAAUAGUCAAAGUCAAAAGACAUAGAAAAACACAGACAUGGAGAAAAAAAGUCCACUAUUUCAGUUCUAGGGUUCCAAUAUUCCAACAAAUUGAAGAACCUCCUCAAGCAGCAAGAACUCUUGGUAGUGGUUUUAUGUUGGUCUGUAACUACGGCAUCACUACUGUGUCACUAGCUUGAAAGUGCAGUAAUGCUGAUUUGAGCGCAUUUAUCAAAAUGAACGACAAUAAUUUGAAGCGUUUGCAUUCGAAUCACACACACGUUCAGUAGUAUUCUGGCAAUCUCUCAACUCUGACAAACUGCUUGUCCGGCUGUUUCACAAAUCUUAUGGUUCCUCCAGAUGGCACUUUCCAAACUGAAGUUGUUCUGCCAUAUUGUUUUCCCAAUCAAACCAUCCUGCCAUUACCUUUAACCUGCAAGUGGAACUCGAAAUUGUGAAGUUGGACUUACGUCAGUUCCGAUUUGACAGCAUUCCAGUUUCCAGCUUGUCAGAAUGUCGGAAAAAAAGUGCUUCUAGGUAUGGCCGUUUUGUACCAAUUUGCCGACUCAAAACUACAACUUUAGGGGCUCUUCCAGUUGAUAAUUUUACCUCAGAAGCCUGAAAUUCCACCUGGAACCCUGUACCAGACCUGCAGAGUCUGAGAUAGAGUUAUUUCUAUGAGAUUUCUCUUCAGUUCAUCCCAAAGGUCCACUGUGAAUAAUAUUUUUCUGUGCAGAAUGAUGGACUCAAAUAGUUUUGAAAUGACCUUUGACCUUUCACAGACAGAUGGGCAACAGAGCCAUUGCAAAAGUCUUUCCCUCUUGGUGUUGUGUUAACGUACAACUGCGUACUGUAGAUGUUACAGAGGUGGUCCCACUGAGGAUUUUUUACAAUCAGGUAAAAAUCAGAUGACUUAAUUGUAACCUUAGAACUGAAAGACAGUGGACUCCCCCCACCCCCACCAUGGCUGUCCAUUUCUGUUUUGAUUUUUUUUUUUUUUUUUUUACUGUAGAGUUAAAAGCCCACAUUUUCAGAUGUUUUUUUUUUUGCAUCCAAGUCAACUUGUUUUUUUUUCUUUCUCCUUUUGAAAAUCCCCAAAUAGAGAAACAAAAGCCAAAACAGCACCAGAAUUUCCACAAGUAUAUAAAAAAUGAAGUUCAGGAACAAACUAACAAAGUACACCAAACUACAUCAAACCUGAUGCAUUUGAACAUAUUUUCUGCUGUAGUCUAGACUUGGCUAGACACUAACCUCAAUAAAGUGUUUUCAUAACAGUUCUUCAAAACCUUUUCCCCCAUCUGUAACAUUAAAAUGUAAAAUGCUGAACACUCUUUACAGGAGUAAAGUUUUCUACUAUUCAGAAAGAAAAGCCAUUAAUCUGACCAUUAAAGUUUGUGUCUAAACUCCAAAUAAGGACCCUGCAUUUCAAAACUUGACUUGAAUAAACUAAAAGUUUCCUGAUGAAA
This is a messenger RNA of Austrofundulus limnaeus, 2631 nucleotides long. Its product is annotated as myc box-dependent-interacting protein 1. Gene Ontology annotation, cellular component: synaptic vesicle; cytoplasm; plasma membrane. Lineage: Eukaryota; Metazoa; Chordata; Actinopteri; Cyprinodontiformes; Rivulidae. The record is from RefSeq and is a predicted model, not a curated record. Gene Ontology annotation, molecular function: phospholipid binding; tau protein binding.